AUGAGCGCAGUCAGCCUCUCCCGACUGCAGUGCGAACACUACGCCAGCCCCCUCGGAAUCGAGGAAGCCACCCCCCGUCUCAGCUGGCGCUUUGCGGGCAACGCAGCUGACUGGAUCCAAGCCCGUUACGAGAUCAAGAUUACAACUGCCCUUCCGGGUCAAUCUCCUGCCGCGCAGGAACACUACUCAGUCGACAGUUCCGACUCGGUGCUUGUCCCAUGGCCGUCCCAUCCCCUGGUUAGCCAGGAGGCCGCCCACGUCGAAGUUCGUGCUAUCGGUCGCGACGGUAGCGAGACGGAGUGGUCCGCCCUCGACAUUGAGCGUGGACUGUCCGAGUGGGCUGCUGUGCCAAUAACCUGCGAAGAACAGCCUGUGGACGAUGCCAAGCGUCCUUUCCGCGUCAAGACCACCUUCAACGUCCCACCCACCUUCACAUCAGCGAGGUUGUAUGUCACUGCCCUUGGUGUGUACGAGGCCGAACUCAACGGCGCUCGCGUAGGCGAGGAAUACCUUGCCCCAGGAUGGACGAGUUACAAGCAUCACGUCGUGUACCGCACCUACGACGUGACCGCGUCCCUCACUCCAGGUGACAAUGUUCUGGGUGCCUGGGUUGGCGAGGGAUGGUAUGCCGGUCGCCUCGCUUUCAGAGGCGGUUGGCGCAACAAUUACGGCACACGUCCAGCCCUCAUCGCCCAACUGGUUGUCGACGGCAAGAUUGUCGCUGCUACCGAUGCCUCGUGGUCUUGGUCGUACGGCGCCAUUGUCAGCUCCCAGUUCCUCGACGGCGAGACUUACGACUCGAACCUCGCCGACCCCCUCUGGUCCACUACCAAGAGCUCCAGUGAUGGAUGGAAGCCAGUCAACACAUUGCCCGUACCCAGCGCCAAGCUCAUGGCUACACAGUCGCCGCCUGUCAAGGCCGUCGACUUCCUUGGCCCACAGGAGGUUAUCACCACCCCGUCUGGAAAGACCGUUCUGGACUUUGGUCAAAACUUUGCCGGUGUGGUGACCAUUCUUACCGAACCCCCUAUGAAGGAGGGCGAGAUUGUUUUGCGCUAUGCCGAGGUACUGGAGCACGGUGAACUGGGUGUCCGCCCAAUUAGAGGUGCCAAGGCCACCGACACGAUCAUCCUCGGCGGCAAGGUCGAGCGAUACGAACCCAAGUUUACCUCUCACGGAUUCCGCUACGUGGAGGUGACGGGUUGGCCGGGUGUUGGACUGCUCGAUAUUGUCGGUGUCGUCACCCACUCGGCUAUGGAGUGGACGGGAAAUUUCAAGAGCUCCCACAAACUCGUCAACCAACUCCACUCGAACAUUUUCUGGAGUACUCUGUCCAACACCAUCUCCAUCCCUACCGACUGCCCGCAACGUGACGAACGCUUGGGCUGGACUGGCGAUAUCCAAGUGUAUUCGCCAACCCUCAACUACCUCUUCGAUGGCUCUGGAUUCCUUGCGGGAUGGCUGAAGGAUGUCUACGUCGAUCAGCAGGCACUGGGAGGCAAUGUGCCCGUUACGGUUCCGGACAUUCUAGACGAAUUUCACAAUCAGCGUCUGGCUGUUUGGGGAGACGUGGCGGUCCUGACCCCGUAUGACCUGUAUCAGGCCUUUGGAGACGUGGGCAUUCUGCGUCAGCAGUAUGCGUCAGGCAAGCUCUGGCUAGAGAGCGGCGUCGUGCGUGACCCACGCACCCAAUUGUGGCAUCCCGAUCAACAGCAGCUCAGCGACUGGCUCGCCCCCAAGGCCCCUCCCGAGAGGCCCGGAGACGCGCCCACCGACAGUCUCCUGGUGGCCGACGCCUACCUCGUGCACACCACUCGUGUGUUUGCGAAGACUGCUGCCCUCCUUGGUGAGACUGCCGAUGCCGCCAAGUACGAUGCCCAGGCCGACAACCUCACUGAGGCGUUCUACGCGGAGUACGUCACCCCCAACGGGCGUGUCAUGAGCGACACCCAGACCGCGCUUGCCCUCCUCCUCAAGUUUGGCAUCUACCCCAAGAAUUCUGCAAAAUUCACCCCAGAGGAGUACGCCAAGAAGUACGGUGCUCGCCUUGCCCAGCUCGUGGAGAAGGACGACUGGAAGGUCGCGACUGGAUUUGCGGGCACUCCCAUUCUGCUUGACACACUCGAGCAGGUUGGCGAGCUCCACCACGCGUACAGGAUGCUCCAGAGCCGUGACACUCCCUCAUGGCUUGCUCCCGUUCUUCUUGGUGCCACAACCGUCUGGGAACGUUGGGACUCGAUGCUGCAAGAUGGUACCAUCAACCCCGGUGAAAUGACCAGCUUCAAUCACUACGCCCUCGGAUCGGUCGCGCACUUCCUCCACGGCGUCGUCGGUGGCCUGUCGCCCCUCAAACCGGGUUGGCGUGAAAUCCUCGUCAAGCCCCAGCCAGGCGGCACCUUUACAUGGGCAAAGACCUCGCACGACUCUCCGUAUGGUCACAUCUCGUGCAGCUGGAAGAUUGUCGAUGACAAGCUGAAUGUGGACGUCGCCGUCCCUCCCAACUCGACCGCUCAGGUCGAACUUCCCGGAUUGUCCAAGGUCGUGGGUAGUGGCGAACACCACUUUUCUGUUCCAUGGACUGCGGACCCCCGCUGGCCUCCGAAGGGUAAACCUAUCGCAUAUGGAGCAGACCCCAGCGACAACUGGGAGCCGUGA
Apiotrichum porosum is the source of this 2655-nucleotide messenger RNA. RefSeq lists its product as uncharacterized. Gene Ontology annotation, biological process: carbohydrate metabolic process. The transcript has 2 exons. The coding region runs from base 1 to 2655 and encodes 884 amino acids. NCBI's taxonomy places the organism in Eukaryota, Fungi, Basidiomycota, Tremellomycetes, Trichosporonales, Trichosporonaceae. The record is from RefSeq and is a predicted model, not a curated record.